Messenger RNA from Colletotrichum lupini, 336 nucleotides. RefSeq lists its product as uncharacterized. Bases 1 to 336 code for a protein of 111 amino acids. The record is from RefSeq and is a predicted model, not a curated record. NCBI's taxonomy places the organism in Eukaryota, Fungi, Ascomycota, Sordariomycetes, Glomerellales, Glomerellaceae. The transcript has a single exon.
AUGUUCCCAAUGCCCGGCGUUCCUGGAGACGGUUGCCUCCCCCUCCCACCCGCCGGAAUACGAAAUGCAUUGGCAUCUUGGCAAGCCUUGUUGCGGAGACGAGCAUACGGAAUCCGACAGCGAGAGGAAAGAAAAAGAAAGCAGUUUGGCCCAGAAGAGCUCAGGAGGGGGGACGAUGUCUCGAGACUGCUGAUGCGAUGUCGCCAUUUGUGGCAGGUCUGCCAAGUCAGGGGGAGAGGUGACCAGGAAUCAUUCCUGUUGGGCCAGAAACGAAAUUUCGUGGGCACAUUUGUGAGGCUGACAUCUUUGCAACGGGAUGGCGCAGCGCAGGUCUGA